Messenger RNA from Rattus rattus (black rat), 3870 nucleotides. It is a transcript of the gene Syt4, whose product is annotated as synaptotagmin 4. Bases 248 to 1525 code for a protein of 425 amino acids. Lineage: Eukaryota; Metazoa; Chordata; Mammalia; Rodentia; Muridae. Gene Ontology annotation, molecular function: clathrin binding; calcium-dependent phospholipid binding; calcium ion binding. The record is from RefSeq and is a predicted model, not a curated record. Gene Ontology annotation, biological process: vesicle fusion; regulation of calcium ion-dependent exocytosis; regulation of dopamine secretion. The transcript is spliced from 4 exons. Gene Ontology annotation, cellular component: axon; synapse; membrane.
CAGGAUUGCGUCAAUUCGGGUUUCAGCCACGUCUGGAGUCUCGGAGACAAGCUUUUCAGAAGAGCCAACAGGAACAGGGCAGGGUGGCACAUUGCUGAUAGAGAGCGCGGACCUUCCUCCAGCCCCUCCCGCUGCCGCGGCCGGUCCCCGGAUCCCCCGUGUUUCCCCUGGAAGCCUUGUUUCAGGGUCCUUCCAGGUGAAUCUGCCUGGAGUUCUUUCAGCACCUCGGACAGAGCACGCAGAAAACAUGGCUCCUAUCACCACCAGCCGCGUGGAAUUCGAUGAAAUUCCCACAGUGGUGGGCAUCUUCAGUGCUUUUGGCCUGGUCUUCACUGUGUCUCUCUUUGCCUGGAUCUGCUGCCAGAGAAGAUCCGCUAAGUCCAACAAGACUCCUCCUUACAAGUUUGUGCACGUGCUUAAAGGAGUUGAUAUCUACCCAGAAAACCUAAGUAGCAAGAAGAAGUUUGGAGGAGACGACAAGAGUGAAGCGAAGCGAAAAGCAGCUUUGCCUAACCUUUCCCUGCAUCUUGAUCUCGAGAAGCGAGACCUCAAUGGCAAUUUCCCCAAAACCAACCCCAAAGCUGGCAGCUCCUCUGAUCUGGAAAAUGUCACCCCAAAGCUCUUUACGGAGACGGAAAAGGAGGCCGUCUCCCCUGAGAGCUUGAAGUCCAGCACUUCCCUCACUUCGGAGGAGAAACAGGAGAAGCUGGGCACCCUCUUCUUGUCUCUAGAGUACAACUUCGAGAAGAAAGCAUUUGUGGUGAACAUCAAGGAAGCCCAGGGCUUACCAGCCAUGGAUGAACAAUCCAUGACCUCUGACCCGUACAUCAAGAUGACAAUCUUACCGGAGAAGAAGCACAAAGUGAAAACCAGAGUGCUGAGGAAGACGCUGGACCCCGUUUUUGACGAAACCUUCACAUUCUAUGGGAUCCCUUAUCCCCACAUCCAAGAGCUGUCCCUGCACUUCACAGUCUUGAGCUUUGACAGGUUUUCAAGAGAUGAUGUCAUUGGAGAAGUCCUUGUUCCUCUUUCAGGGAUUGAAUUAUCAGACGGGAAAAUGUUAAUGACUAGAGAGAUCAUCAAGAGAAAUGCUAAGAAGUCUUCUGGACGGGGUGAACUUCUGGUCUCCCUCUGUUAUCAGUCCACUACAAACACGCUCACUGUGGUUGUCUUAAAAGCGCGGCACCUACCGAAAUCUGAUGUGUCUGGACUUUCAGAUCCCUACGUCAAAGUGAACCUGUACCAUGCCAAGAAGAGAAUCUCUAAAAAGAAGACUCACGUGAAAAAGUGCACUCCCAACGCAGUGUUCAACGAACUGUUUGUCUUUGAUAUUCCUUGUGAGAGUCUUGAAGAAAUAAGUGUUGAAUUUUUAGUUUUGGAUUCCGAAAGGGGAUCCCGAAAUGAGGUGAUUGGGCGGUUGGUCCUGGGUGCCACAGCAGAAGGAAGUGGUGGGGGGCACUGGAAGGAGAUCUGUGACUUCCCCAGGAGACAAAUUGCUAAGUGGCAUAUGCUCUGUGAUGGUUAGCUUCCUGGUCACCAGCUACAACGUAAAGGUUUUUACUAGGCGAGAAGCAGUUUUCUUUCUUAUACGCGAUUGUAAGCUUGUGGCCCAGCAAGCUACUUUACUAUUUAUUUGUUUUGGUUAGAAGUGGAUUAAAUUAGUAGACCAGAAGAUAGCUGUAAAUGUGUAUUAUGAUAAUUUCCUCUUUUAUUAGAGGCGUUGGCCAAGUUUUCAUAAGAUACUGUUUCCCUCUGUGUGUGUUAAGUGGGCCAACCAAGCCUGUUAUGAGCAUUCUAGCUUAACCUCAAGUCACAGAUGUGUGUUGUGGGUGAUUUCAUUUUUGCCUUGGUAGUGAAAAUCAGGUGAUUGUUAAGAGUUAAAAAUGGGAACCACACCUUUUUUGUAUGAAAAUUAAUCCAUGUUUCUUCAGGUUGGGGAGAUAGGUUUUAUUUAAAUCCAAAGAUAUUUCCAAAAUGUCCUCAAGUCUGUUUUUUAGUUAACUAAGUCAUGUACAAAUGAUUGUCUUAUAUAUUAGUGUAUGCUGUCAUUUCCAUUGUAAUUAUUUGAUACAAUCUCAUCAUAAAAGGGGUAGCUUAGGUUCAUUUCAUAAAGACAGCAAAGAAGUUGAGAAAUUAAUUUAUUAAAGGGCUGAAUUGAAGAACACUGUGGUUAAAAUGAGAUUUUUUUUGUUCCAUCCCAUGUGAGUCAUGUAAAAUUUAACUUCACCUAAGAACCAUGGUCUUGAAUUAUUCACUGCCUGUCAGAAGCCUCAGUGUGGCCUAAGAUACUCCUACUUACCUUUGUGAAGUUGUCAGACUAUUUAGUGGGAAAAAAAACAAACCUAAGCUAGAAUUUCAGUUAGGAAUACAGUUGUUUUUUAUAUAAAAAUCUAUCAGUGUACAAGUGUAUUUUCAAGAUUGUCUUUCCCCCUCACAGUGGACAUGGCCACCUAAGUUUUUUAACUUAUUCUUUCCCAGGAAGAACUAAGCUAUUUAAAAAGGAACGAAAGAAAAGAAAAAAAAACUUGUGAAAUUCAUGGUCAGGUUGAAGUCAACCACAUUAUGUAAAAGACUGAGACAAGAAAAGAGUAAGCCUUUCAGAAUUUACAAAUAUUCACAAAAUAUAGUUAGGCUGUAAAAAUGGCAGACAGUAUGUUCUCCAACUGUCUUUGGGGACCAGUUCGUUCUGAGCUGUUAUUUUUAAGAUAGCUUAAAGAAUCGUGUCUUGUGCCACUCCCCAAUGCUAAGUUCUGAAAUUCUUGCGAAACUUGUGCAAGGCAAGCAGAUUUCUGGCAUUUCCUGGGAAGACUUAGUUCAAUGGCGAUGUCUUUAUAUUUGAGUCAUUGGAGACUCAUGAGGGUGACUUAGGUCCAGCCGAAUUAUUAAAUAUGCAAGUUAGAGUUAAUGUCUACUGGAAAUUUUACCUUCGAGUCAAGUUUUGUGUCAGUGCUUUGGCAUUUUUGAGAAUGUGUUUGAUAUCACAGUGUUUGUAAAUUCAAUGAAAAUGUAUUUCCGAACCACUUGUCCGUGCUUUUUAUGACUACAACAAAAGUCCGACUUUCUAUAAGGAGAUCUAUCUCAUUCUGUUUGUACAAAAGACUUUACGCUUUCCCCACACUCAUAGUCAUCCAGUGACAAUGUCAUCUGUCAUCUCUGCCUACUCAGCAGGCUGAGACUAUCAUGGAGUGAGCUGCGGUCGUGUGGAGUUGGGGAGGCCACUCGCCUCCUUAUGUGUGUACAUUUGAUGUCAUAGGCCAUGGGAUGUAGUGUAGCUCGGAGCUCUAAUGUCAAGAGGCACCAUUUCCAAGAAUCCUACGGAGCGGCAGGAAGUUGAUGGUGAUCCAGUUUACAGGAUGUUUAUUGUUUUUUUUAAAUAGAGAACAAAUCUGACAACAAAUACUUUUAAAAUUGUAAAUAGUUUUACGAUUUAAAGUGUUUUGACGGUGUAAGUCGAUUGAAACUAUUUAUAGCUGGUUUUAAGGGAAAAGAAGAGAACCGCAAAGAAAGGAGAAAAGCAAGAAAAAUAUUGAAACAGGCAGGGAGAUAUGUGACCUCAUUACUUCUGAAAACUGUACUGUUUAUAGUGUAUUACAAUAUCAACGUGAAUAUCCAAUUCUGCUAAAUUUCCUGCACUGUAUUAAACAUGUAAAUUAACUUUUUUGUCUGCUUAGCCAGUCUAACCACCCGGACAGGGAGGUUGCCAUGUCUGAAGAACUGUGUGAUUCAGUGAUGACUUGUUCUGACUUGUUGUAGUUCAGUAGUGUUCGGGAGGAAAGCAUGGUGUAAGGGAGAUGCUGUCUGUCCCUUUGUGCCAGCACUGUAUGUUUGCAAGACACGAAUAAACUGCCGCUUUUGCCCAAACGAUCUCAA